AUUACCUACCUUGUUCUUCUCCAUUUCUUUACUGUUUCCGCUUGGAUUCCUCCAAAUGGAUCACCGGAAUAAGCCCCAAACACGCAGAAGCUUGAAGCGGAAGUUGGAGCAAGAAUUCGAAGAAGACAAAGCAGAUCGAUGCAAGGUACCCGUCGUCGCAACCGUCCAGACUCACCAAGAUCUCCUCCGCGAUGUUCGCCUUCACGUCGAUAUUCUCAACUCCACCUUCUCCUUUUCAGAAGCCGAUCGCGCCGCUGCCAAACGCUCCACUCACUUCCUUUCUGAACUCGCCAAGAACGAGGAUAUUGUGAAUUUGAUUGUGGAGUGCGGGGCCGUUCCUAUACUGGUAAAGCAUCUUCAAAGGCCACCGCCUUUGGGAGACGGCGAGCCAGUACCAUUGGAACAUGAAGUGGAGAAAGCUAGUGCGUUUACUCUUGGACUACUUGCGGUGAAGCCAGAGCAUCAACAAUUCAUAGUUGACGCUGGGGCACUGCCCCAUCUCGUGAAUCUGUUAAAAAGACAUAAGGAUGGUUGUAAGUCUGGGGCAUUGAAUGGACUUAUAAGGAAAGCUGCUGAUGCAAUUACUAGCCUUGCUCAUGAAAAUGCAGGCAUUAAAUCCCUCAUCAGGGCUGAGGGUGGGAUCCAACCGCUUGUUGAGUUGCUCGAUUAUCAUGAUAUAAAGGUGCAGAGGGCAGCUGCUGGGGCCUUAAGGACCCUAGCAUUUAAGAAUGAUGAGAAUAAGAAUCUGAUUGUUGAAUGCAAUGCUCUACCGACCCUCGUACUAAUGCUUUGCUUUGAGGAUGUUUCCGUACAUUAUGAAGCGGUUGGCGUGAUUGGGAACCUUGUCCACUCCUCUCCAAACAUAAAGAAAGAGGUUCUUCUUGCCAGAGCACUGCAGCCUGUUAUUGGAUUACUUAGUUCUAGCUGUUUGGAGAGCCAGAGGGAAGCGGCUUUACUCAUAGGUCAAUUUGCUGCUGCAGAUUCUGAUUGCAAGGUACACAUUGCCCAAAGAGGAGCUGUUCCACCUUUAAUUAAAAUGCUUCAGUCUUCAGAUGUGCAGCUCAAGGAAAUGUCUGCAUUUGCGCUUGGACGAUUGGCUCAGGACACACACAAUCAGGCUGGAAUUGUGCAAAAUGGUGGAAUAGUGCCAUUACUUAGCCUUCUUGGCUCAAAAAGUGGACCUCUGCAACAUAAUUCUGCAUUUGCCCUAUAUGGCCUUGCUGAUAAUGAGGACAAUGUUGUAGAUCUUAUCAGGACUGGAGGUUGUCAGAAACUCCAGGAAGGGGAGUUCAUUGUUCAGCCAACUAAAGAUUGUGUGGCAAAGACAUUGAAGAGAUUGGAGGAAAAGAUUCAUGGCCGAGUUUUGAAUCACUUGUUAUACCUGAUGCGGACAGCAGCCAAGUCUGUUCAAAGACGAGUUGCUCUGGCUCUUGCUCAUCUUUGUGCCCCUGAUGAUCGGAAAACUAUAUUUAUUGACAAUAAUGGACUGGAGUUGCUUCUGGGCCUUCUUGAGUCUACAAGUUUCAAGCAACAACAAGAUGGUUCAGCGGCCUUGUAUAAGUUGGCCACGAAGGGCACUUCACUCUCAUCUGUGGAUGCAGCUCCACUAUCCCCAUCCCCACAGGUGUAUUUGGGUGAGCAGUAUGUAAAUAAUCCUACACUAUCUGAUGUUACAUUUUUGGUUGAAGGCAAACGAUUCUAUGCUCAUCGAAUUUGUCUUCUUGCUUCUUCGGAUGCAUUCCGUGCAAUGUUUGAUGGUGGUUACCGGGAGAGGGAUGCCAAAGAUGUUGAGAUUCCAAAUAUAAGAUGGGAUGUUUUCGUGUUAAUGAUGAGGUUUAUAUACACAGGAUCUGUGAAUGUCGAAAUGGAUUUUGCUCAAGAUCUUCUUAGAGCUGCUGAUCAAUAUCUUCUUGAUGGCCUUAAGCGUCUUUGCGAAUAUGCCAUUGCACAGGAUAUUUCUGUGGAGAAUGUUUCGUUGAUGUAUGAAUUAGCAGAGGCCUUUAAUGCCACGACCCUGCGGGAAGCAUGCUUACUCUUCAUAUUAGAGCAAUUUGAAAGAUUAAGUACCAAGCCUUGGUGUGCUCGUUUGAUUCAACGCAUCAUUCCGGAUAUACGGAAUUACUUUAUAAGAGCACUUGCGAAGCCUGUGCAAACUGACUCCAGACAACUCUAAAUGAUUUUGACAUUGGUUUUGACCUUUUUUUGUGGCCCUUUGGACUGAUAUUAGCGUUGGAG
Messenger RNA from Durio zibethinus, 2235 nucleotides. RefSeq names its product ARM REPEAT PROTEIN INTERACTING WITH ABF2-like. The record is from RefSeq and is a predicted model, not a curated record. NCBI's taxonomy places the organism in Eukaryota, Viridiplantae, Streptophyta, Magnoliopsida, Malvales, Malvaceae. Gene Ontology annotation, molecular function: protein binding.